Drosophila willistoni is the source of this 1057-nucleotide messenger RNA. Its product is annotated as replication termination factor 2. The transcript has 2 exons. Lineage: Eukaryota; Metazoa; Arthropoda; Insecta; Diptera; Drosophilidae. Bases 41 to 940 code for a protein of 299 amino acids. Gene Ontology annotation, cellular component: nucleus. The record is from RefSeq and is a predicted model, not a curated record. Gene Ontology annotation, biological process: mitotic DNA replication termination; site-specific DNA replication termination at RTS1 barrier.
AUUGUUUUUAAAGUAUUUUAAUUGUCAUAAAUAAUUCAAAAUGGGUUGCGAUGGUGGAACUAUACCUAAAAGAGAUGAGCUAGUGCGCGUAAAGCAAAAACCAGAGCAGAAAGAUAAAGAUUCCGAGCGUGAAUUUCGAUGGCUUCACUGUGCCCUGACCCAGCAACGUCUGGAGGAACCCAUUAUCAUGUGUGGCUUGGGCCGUUUGUACUCUAAACAAAGUCUGAUUGAACGUUUGUUGGAAAAGGACAAUAAAAUGCCCGAGGCCUCGGCUCAUGUGAAGUCUCUCAAGGACAUUAAAACCUUAAAAUUGACACCAAAUCCCGCCUACGAGGUCAAUGAGGAUAAAACCGAGGGCUUAUUGGAUACACGACAUGCUCCAUACAUUUGCAAACUGAUUGGUUUAGAAAUGUCCGGAAAAUUCCGUUUCGUGGCCUUAUGGAGUUGUGGCUGUGUCAUGUCCGAAAGGGCACUUAAACAGAUAAAGGGCAAGACAGCGAGUACUUGUCCACUAUGUCUGGUGCCUUAUUGUGUGGAGGAUGUCAUAGUGCUCAAUGGAAAUGAAGAAGAUGUGGAACUGAUGAAGGUCAAAAUAGAAAUGAGGGCAGCCAAGAGGAAAGAGAGCAAAAAGAAGGACAAAAAGUCUGCCAAAUCCAACGAAGAAAAAACAGAAGCAGUCACCGCAGACAGCAAAGUGAAGGAGCCCAAGGAAAAGGAAAUAACUAUCAAGACGGAGAAGCCUUCUACUUCAUCGAAAAUCAAAAGAUCCAUCCCCAUAAAUGCCAUGCAGGAUCCCGAGUUGAAACGCUUGAAAACGGAUUUCAGUGUAGCCAAGGAUCCCAAAGCCACGGAUGUCUAUAAAUCACUAUUCACCUCUCAUAAGACAGAAAAGGAACAAGAGCGUGCCCAUUGGGUUACCUAUAAUCCAUUUUACAAUUAAAUUACAAUCUAGUGACCAUUUCUUUUCAUAGUUAUCGUUUUUGCUUUUCGAAACUUCACUUAAUACAAUAAAUAGUACGUGACACUGUAGAAAAAAAAUAUAUAUUUUAAAUCUUGA